GACCUGCCAGAUGCCAUCCUCCAAAGUAUAAUGCGUUUCGUCUGUCCGCACGCUCAAGAUGACACAUACGAGACGUGCGAGACUAGCGCUGCUUUAGGCGCUUGCGCGUUAUGCGAUCUGAGGGAUCUGGCCCACUGCGCCCGUGUCUGCAAGAGAUGGCAUAAUCUGGCAACGGGCAUACUCUACCAGAGCAUUCGCAUCGAUGCCGUUCAUUAUUGUCCGCUUGAGGCUCAUCUUUCGGGGCAGCGCAAGCACAGGGGCUUCUUGAGAAGCAACGCCGACCCGGAUGAUGGCCUCACGGCUCGCCUCGGACUACUUCGCCGAACGCUGUGCAACAACGGCCCGCGCCUAAGCACAUUAGUCAAAUAUCUCAAGCUGCCUCAUAUGCUCCGAGAAGCGGCCGGGCCAGACCUCUUUCGCAUCGUCCACAUGCUCCCAAAUAUUCGCUAUGUAGACCUCCCGUCGGGGUUAUUCGCCGAUCAGUCUCGCUAUAGCACCCUUCGACUGGCCGUUGAAGCCAGGUGUCGAGACCUCCGAAAGAUGACAUACCGUGGAGGCGCAGAAAGGGCCUUGACGGGAACGGCCAAUGCCAACACGUGGCAAAACUUGGAGGUACUGGAGUUGAUCAAGAUAGAGAUGGCCACCUGCGUUCUGCGACAUGCACUAGGGAUGUUGGGGAACCUUCGCGCGCUGAAGAUUGAAGGAGUGAGGUCUUUCUCAGAUGACUGUCUCGGCCAUAUCGACGGGUCACCUCCGUUCCCGUGCUUAGAAGAGUUGGUUCUGCGGAGCACCCCGGCCGUCACCGGACGCGGCCUGCUUGAGUACCUGUGCCGAUCCGACACCCGAAACACGAUUACCGUUUUGGCUCUGCUUGGCACGGGCGUGACCACUGACUCUCUGGCGGAUGCACUCUCGGCAGCUUCAAACCUACGGACACUCGCCGUCAAAGCUACAGUCUCCAGGCCAUUGAAUGACGGAGCGAUCGCCCAACGACUCGCGUCAACCUCUUUGCGAAAGCUCCGUUUCGAGCUCACCAUCGCCGACUCGAGAGGGUUCGGGUCUUGGACAAUAGCCAGUCACUACAGAUAUCUAGCAGAGUCUCUCAUGGCUAACGACUUGCCUCAUCUGACGUCAGUCUAUGUCCUCGGCGAGCACUUACUCCAUCAACUAGGCUUGCCGUAUCCA
Messenger RNA from Colletotrichum godetiae, 1185 nucleotides. RefSeq lists its product as uncharacterized. NCBI's taxonomy places the organism in Eukaryota, Fungi, Ascomycota, Sordariomycetes, Glomerellales, Glomerellaceae. Gene Ontology annotation, molecular function: protein binding. The transcript is spliced from 2 exons. The annotation marks the transcript as partial. The record is from RefSeq and is a predicted model, not a curated record.